This is a messenger RNA of Spodoptera litura, 1443 nucleotides long. Lineage: Eukaryota; Metazoa; Arthropoda; Insecta; Lepidoptera; Noctuidae. The record is from RefSeq and is a predicted model, not a curated record.
AUGGCCGCUGUGGAAACUGGAGGUGGAGAACAAUUUGAUUUUGAUACCAGCAGUCUUUUAUCUUUAACUACAGGAGUGAAAUAUGAAGACCCAAGGUUUCAUCUAAAUUUAGUUCAGAAGAAAGAAUUUCCUUCGGAACGUCCAAUCAUACCUUCAACAAAAUUUGAGAGGCUGACUUUCUUUAGAGGGUACACGUCAUCGCAGUCCAAAACAGAGAUAGUUGCUUCUCACCAUGUUGAGUUAAAUAGUUUUCUUUGGUUUUACGCCUUCAACGUGUUCUUCAAGAGCUUACCUCAUGGAUUCGUUCACUUUUUCCUUGCAUCCUAUGCACCGGAGGAGCACAGUUUUAUCGCUAAAAUGGUGCCAUUCUCCAUAGGUUUAAAGUAUUUGUUCAUUAUAACUGGAUUCUUGGAACUCAUGCUGGCUGUAGACGUACUGGUUUUGAUGUUUCACUACACUACUUUCGGGAUUAUUGCGAAAAAUCCAUGGAACAGGUAUCUACAAGUCAUUAUUUUGGUCAAUAUUAUCCUUCGAAAAAUUGAUGCAGCUGAUCUUGAAAUGCUUGCUGAGUCAAUCACAGCGCCCUCAGUAGUUCAUAUAUUAGCAGCUAGAAGCGAGCAAAAGAUUAAUCCAGCGCAAGACAGCACUGCUAUGGUAGUAUCAAAUGCAUUAAUAUACAUCUUCAAAGGCUUGCUUAGCGUGAAAGUAAAAAUUAACUGUGAGGAUGUAAUUAAUACCUACUUGCCACCCAUAACAUUCAAUGAACACAGUUGGUUCUACCUGUGGCCGAUGUUAUUCCAACAGUUCUAUUUGGGCGACAUAUUCAGUGUUCUUUACACCGUAUUCAAUAUGGUUACCGAUAUAUGUAUUAUUAUGGUGACAAAUCUAUGCGUCAUUGAAACAAUUGUCUAUGAGUGGCCCAAAUUCAAGCGAUGGAGUGCUACUAUUGUAAUUUCCAUUACUGGAAUUAUCAUGUACUGCAUCACGACUAUUGAUACUCGAGCUAUUCUAUGGGUUUACGCAAAAGGUAUAGCGACUGUUGGUGAAAUAGUAUUCCUAUAUCUGUGGUAUCCAGUAGGAAGACUUAUAGACGAUUUCACCUUCCACUACGGUACCCCGCCAACUCAACUGAGAAUAUUGAGCUUACGGCUUGUACCCAUUUAUUAUAUUACAUGGAACCUCAUUAUGCGUCCAGUACCGAAAUGGGGGCCACGUGAUUUUACUAUCAGACAGUUAAGAAAGCAAUUCGAUUCGAGAUACUUUAUUGCUUCAGAUGUUCCUAGACUAUUGAGUCAUUAUCUCUUAUCAAAAAGGGAGACCAAGGUUUAUAAAGUAGAUGUUCGUUACGACGUCCAAAGAAGGUCUACGGUCAAUAAAGCAGUCGGUUUUGGAAUAACAUCUAUGUCAGAUAAACGAAGAUCUCAAACGAACAAAAUAUCUUGA